GCGGGAAGAAAAAAAGAAAGUGAAAGUAAAAAGUGACGGAACUGUCUGACGCUGUAUUAACGGAGAAUUUUCUCUCAGAGACGACGAGAGACGAAUUUCAACAUAAUAUGCUGAUAACGAAGUUCACUGUGUUUCUGAGUGGACUCCUGAUGCUCUUUCUGCUUCCCGACUGGACAGAAAGUGUUGAAGAUGACACCGUGGACAUCAAUACUCUCGCCCGUAUUAUAAAUUUCUUUGAGCAGAACUUUAAGAGAGUCGAUAAAGAUGGACAUCCUCGUCAGUACGCUGCAGCCAUCAAUGUGCCGAAGCAUCAGUGUCAACAGAACUUCUUUCCUGCACAGAACAACUUCCUGACUCAGGAGAAUGUUUUGAAUGUGAAAAAUGCAAUUACUGAUGAAACAAACGCACUUUACCAAGGUUCAGAGCUCAUCGCUGCAGGAACUAGGAAACAGAAGAAAUACAACAUGCAUUCAGAGUCUCUCCUGCUGAAUCCUGCUAACAACUCGCCUAUGACCAAACUUUUGAAUAGAAGAAAAGACAGCUGCUCUGUUUUCUACACAUUUGAGUCUCCCUGUGUUGACACGUGUCUGAAUCCGACACAUGAAGCCAACAUUUUAGAUGCUCUGAAGAACUGGAAAAAACAUAAUGGUAUUAAAGCUUUUGUCUUCAAGAAUUUCUGGAAGUUUGACAAAGAAAAAGAUCUUCAGACUAAGUUUAAGCAGAUUGUGGCUCAUGUUCCUCUCUUCUGCUGUGUGAGUGAGAAUCAGUGUUAUGCUUGUAAAGGGGAAGGAGACACUCCCAUAGAUCGACGAUGUCUGCCUCAAGCGGACAAACGUGAAUUGUAACAUUGGGUCUUUUCUUUUCUAUGUGAUUCUGUAUUAAGAUCUACUAUCUUUUGUUUUAAAAUUCAAUAUGCAUAGAUGAACUAGUAAAAUCCAUUUAAAAAAUAAUUUUGCUGUGGCAAUCGUUUGAUAUUAUGCUCUAUUGCAUUAUAAAAUAACACUUCUUAACCCAACCGAUAUCCUUAACAUCAUAUGAAAACAUAUUGCUGAAGCAUCCGUGUCAUUUUACCUUGUUUUUACAGCACUGUUGAUAAUGAAUUGAAGUCUUGCAGACAGAAAAUGGAAAUGAAAUCAGAAUAGGGCCUCAUAUACUGAAACAAAUUAGGUUAAAUAUUUCAAGAGGGUUAUCAAGGGUUAGGGGUUGAUUAGGACUAUAUGUCAAUAAAAUGUAUAAAUUAAUCAAACUGUUCCUGAAAAAAUAAUAAUAUAAAUACAGAAUAGUCCUGAAACUGCAGCCUCCAGUAUUGCAGGAAUACCCUACUCAUAACUGGGUUUAACCUGUCUUAAAACUGAUAGGAUUCCUUCAUUACUGCCUCAAGUCUAUGGGAUGAACACAAAACAUCAAUUUAUGACUGAAACAGCUUCUUUUCAAUACUCUCUAUGUAGAACAAUAAAAAAUGAGAGCAAUAAAACUGGGAUCUUUUUUUUUUUUUUUUUUUUUUUUUUUUGCUGUACAGUUCAGUGCAUUAACAGUUUGUGAGGAGCAAUGAUAGGUGCUUUUAUAAAAUGUCUUAAGUGCUGUAAAUGACUGUAUUUUUGAUUGUGUGUGUGGUUCAGGUAAACCUUACAUAAUGGAGACAAAAUGUUCCAACAAAUGUGCCAAUAUCCAAAAUCCUUGUGGGGACAUUUAAUUUUGACAUAUAGGCUAAUACUGCUAACAAGACAUUCAUGAGUCAAAUGUAUGUAUAAUGACUGAUUCAAAAGAAAAAAAUAAUAAAAGAAAAUACACUGUA
Messenger RNA from Megalobrama amblycephala (Wuchang bream), 1795 nucleotides. RefSeq lists its product as uncharacterized. The transcript has 3 exons. The record is from RefSeq and is a predicted model, not a curated record. The coding region runs from base 108 to 845 and encodes 245 amino acids. Lineage: Eukaryota; Metazoa; Chordata; Actinopteri; Cypriniformes; Xenocyprididae.